Desarmillaria tabescens is the source of this 511-nucleotide messenger RNA. RefSeq lists its product as uncharacterized. Lineage: Eukaryota; Fungi; Basidiomycota; Agaricomycetes; Agaricales; Physalacriaceae. The transcript has 2 exons. Bases 160 to 447 code for a protein of 95 amino acids. The record is from RefSeq and is a predicted model, not a curated record.
CAUCCGGCAUACCGCACUCAUACUCAUAGGCAAGAAACCAUCGUAUCACGGGCCUAUGCUAGUCCCAGCCCCGUCUCGAAAGCAAGAAUAGCGGGAAAAUGUUAAUGCGCUCACGCCACAUACGCGUUCGAGGCCCGGAGUUCUGUCUUUUGGGCGUCCAUGAUAUUCUUUCUGUGCACCAUGUGUUCGUCACUGUGGUCUCUGAAGCACCCGCCCGAGUCAAGGGCAAAAAAACCUGUGGUUCCUGCGCGCCUCUUUCUUGAAGACCUCGCAGAACCGGUCGUUGAUAUGGGUAUUUUCACUGAUCCCACCUUUUCUCUCUCAAUCCUGUCUCUCGUCUAUCCUGCAAAUCAUCGAGAUACUCUUCUGUUCUCAUGGUGGACCAACGACUCAUACACAUUCUUCGUAGUGCCGGUUUCCUACCCAAUUCCAGUACCAAGAGCCUGAUGCGUUCCACCGAUACGUUCGCGGUAACUCGCUCUCUUCGGAGAGUAGACCUCCAUCUUUUCAU